Cryptosporidium ubiquitum is the source of this 789-nucleotide messenger RNA. RefSeq lists its product as uncharacterized. Bases 1 to 789 code for a protein of 262 amino acids. The record is from RefSeq and is a predicted model, not a curated record. The transcript has a single exon. Lineage: Eukaryota; Apicomplexa; Conoidasida; Eucoccidiorida; Cryptosporidiidae.
AUGUCAGAAACAAGAAGAUCGUUUUUUGGAAGCAUAGCAAAUGGAGUCAGUAAUUUUGUGAUGGGAUCAAAUGAGAAGGAAUAUAACUUAAGAAAUGUAGCAAGAGCAUCUGCAUCUUUUGCAAAGCCAAUUAUUGGGCAAGUAUCAGAAUUUGUGGAGUCUGGAAAGAAUUCUCUUUCGGAUUCUUUUGUAUGGAAAGACUAUCAUAAAGGUUACAUAUCAACAGAAGAAGCAAUAGAUUUAGCUUCGACAACAGCAAGAGAGGUGGAGAGUUCUGAGCCAGAGGAGUUUAAGAUUAAAUAUGAAGAGAAGAUUAAGAGUAAAAGUCAGGUAUUUUCUUAUCCGUCACCUCGUUUGGAUACAUUGUCCGAGGUCUUUUCGAAUUCAAAGGAGAAGAUUCAAAAUUGUCCAAUAUUUUCAAAAAUUGGAUCUUGUGGAUGUAAUAUUUUUCAGAGUCUUAAAUCAGGAUCAAUAAAAGUCUUUAGUAAUAUCAAAAACCUAAUAUUUAAGGCAAUGAAUUAUAUAAAGGAUUCUUUUAAAUGUUGUGAUCAGACUAUUCUCUUUUUGAAGAAGAAUUGGGGGAUCUUCUCCAAGAAUGCGAAUAGGAUGUUACUAAACAUUAGAAAUAAUCCUUUAGAGUAUCCAAAAAUGAUGUACCACUUUAUUUAUGGAUUCUUUCACAGUAUUUAUCAAAGGAUUUACCAUUAUAGACAUCCAGAAGUCCAUAAAUCAAAAAUUGCAGCCUUAGGAAGCACUAUUAAGAAUAUUGGAUGGUCUUGGAAGAAGUGA